AUGGCCGCGAGAAAUCAACAGCAAGAGCAAAGAGAAGUAAAUGAAGGGGACUUGCCAGUGUCUAUGUUUUUGACGCCUAUAGCAGCACCCGCGCGGUCCAGCAUAGUAUAUCCAGAAUUUGGGGUAAACAACUUUCAGAUACGGGCUGAUUGGAUUAAUUUGAUGAGCAACACUCUGCAAUUCUACGGGUUACCUCAUGAGAAUCCAAACACGCAUAUCUCAAGGUUUCUCCGGAAUUGUCAGAAUUGUCAUGCUCCCGGGGUUAAUGAGGAUGCCAUCAAGCUGCGAUUAUUCCCAUAUACACUAAGAGAUGCAGCAUUGGAAUGGCUGGAUGCCGAACCGGAUAGAAGCAUUACCACAUGGGAGGAACUGACCAGGAAAUUCUGCAAUAAGUUCUUUCCACCAGCUAAGGUAGCAAAAAUCAGACUGGAAAUUCAAACUUUUCAACAGAGAGAUGGGGAGAGCUAUCAUGAAGCAUGGAACAGAUUUAAGGAGUUGAUGAGGAAGUGUCCAAAUCAUGGGAUCACUAUUGGAAAUCAAGUGCAGUAUUUCUACACGGGACUUUCAUCAUUAUCCAAAUCUCAAGUGGAUUCCUCUGCAGGCGGAUCGAUCAUAGGGAAAUCAGUGCAACAAUGUAUGGAUCUCUUUGAGUUGAUUGCUACUACUCAUUCCAUGUUUUCAUCAGAAAGAGUGGUGCCUCCAAAAAUAGCGGGGAUAUACGAAGUAGACAGCUCAGCGUCGACCAACGCCCAAAUAGCAGCAUUGACAAAACAAGUGGAGUUAUUGGUGAAGUCACAAACAAAAGGAGCACACGCAGUGAUUGCCGGUCCAUCAUGUGAGAACUGCGGAGCUAAUCAUCUAAUAGAAAAUUGCACAUCAUUAGGCUUUCCAAAGGAACAAAUCAACUUCAUUCAAAAUGGCUCUCGAAAUUUUAAUCCCUUUUCACAGACAUUUAACCCAGGAUGGAGACAACACCCAAACUUCAGAUGGUCGGAUAAUCAGCAAGGGAGCAGUUCGAACAAUAACCAGCCAGAGAAAAGACCAAAUUUGGGGGAGAUGUUCAACCAGUACAUGCAGAAGAUAGAUAAGGUAUUCCAACAGAUUGACACUAACUUUCAGAAUCAGCAAGCAUCUAUUAAGAAGCUGGAAACUCAAAUUGGUCAGAUAGCUCAACAGCUUGCAGAACGCCCACAAGGGACUUUGCCAGGCAACACAAUGGUCAAUCCAAAAGAGCAAGUGCAAGCUAUUACAACUAGAAGUGGAGUGCAACUUCCAGAGAUACAUGUGAAGAGACCAGAUAGAAAAGACAGAGAAAUAAUGGAUGAAGAGGCUGGGACAAAAGCAGAGUCUGAACAACCAACUAACGAGGAGGAUAAAAGGAAAGAAACAUCCACGGUGAGAGCACCCACCCCCGUGAAAGCUUAUGUGCCACCAAUUCCCUUCCCUCAAAGGUUACAAAGAAAGAAGUUGGACAAACAGUUUGCAAAGUUUGUGGAGAUUUUCAAGAAACUGCACAUCAAUAUUCCGUUCGCAGACGCAAUAGCCCAAAUGCCCAGUUGUGCAAAAUUCUUAAAGGAGAUUCUGUCUAACAAAAGGAAGCUGGAAGAACAUGAGACUGUCUGUCUAAACGAGGAGUGCAGUGCAAUUCUAUUGAAAAAGCUACCUCCUAAAGCCUGCAAGGGUAGGGUUGCCGUCAUUGGUGGAUCUUUUUAG
Messenger RNA from Olea europaea var. sylvestris, 1713 nucleotides. RefSeq lists its product as uncharacterized. The transcript is spliced from 2 exons. The record is from RefSeq and is a predicted model, not a curated record. The coding region runs from base 1 to 1713 and encodes 570 amino acids. NCBI's taxonomy places the organism in Eukaryota, Viridiplantae, Streptophyta, Magnoliopsida, Lamiales, Oleaceae.